Molecule: messenger RNA, 1157 nt
Organism: Ctenocephalides felis (cat flea)
Lineage: Eukaryota; Metazoa; Arthropoda; Insecta; Siphonaptera; Pulicidae
Product: maspardin-like
Exons: 5
Coding region: 143-1060 (305 amino acids)
Source: RefSeq, a predicted model, not a curated record
UAUCGAUAAUUGUAUAUAAAAAUAAAUUGCAUUUUAAUAAAGUAUUCAUGGAGAUAGGGCAUCGUACAAUUUCAUGAUCGCGAUCAAAUGAAAAUUAAAAAAAAUAUUUUGAUUUGACGUUUGCGUAACCUAACAUUCCAAUAUGCCUUACGAAUACUACAGGAGUGAAAUAUCUCAUUCACAAGAAUAUUUGAGUUUUAGGAGUAGUAUUCCUUUGAGGAAGAUUGUUGUCGACCCAGAAGGGAAAAAGGCUUGGAAAAUAUAUGAUUCGGGACCAAAAAGUGUUCAAACACCUCUAAUAUGUCUGCCACCAGUAUCGGGUACAGCUGACAUCUUUUUUAAACAAAUUAUGGCUAUGCAAGCUAGAAGUGUCCGAGUAAUAUCUGCUGAAGCACCACCGUACUGGACUGUUAGAGAUUGGUGUGAUGGAUUCAAACGUCUUCUUGAUCACUUGAAUAUUCAGAAAGCCCACUUAUUUGGAGCUUCUUUAGGAGGAUUUUUGGCACAAAAAUUUACAGAACAAACUUUAAACUGCCCGCGUGUAGCAUCAUUAAUUUUAUGUAAUACAUUUACUGAUACAACAGUAUUUAAUUACACUGAUACUGCAGCACUAUUUUGGUUAUUGCCAUCUAUGGUGCUUAAAAAAAUGGUGAUCGGAAAUUUUUCUACUAGCACUUCAGAUCCAUUAAUAGUCAAUGCGAUAGAUUUUAUGGUAGAAAGGCUGGAGUCCCUUACACAAAGUGACUUAGCAUCUAGAUUGACUUUAAAUUGUGUUCCAUGCUGUGUGAAUGCUUAUAAAUUAUCUGUGAUACCUGUUACAAUUAUUGAUGUUUUUGAUGGAUAUGCUCUUAGCAAUCCAGUUCGAGAAGAGCUGUACAAAUGCUAUCCUGAAGCUAAAUUAGCUCAUUUGAAAAAUGGGGGCAACUUUCCAUAUCUUAGCAGAUGCAAUGAAGUCAACUUACACCUUCAGAUACACUUACGACAAUUUGAAAACACCUAUUUGUCAGCAUCUGAAAAGAAUCUUAUUAACCCGCAACACAAUAAAUCAGUUGAAUAUUGAAGUAACUGACAAUAAAGUAAGUAAGAUUUGAUAAAUUGUUACUUUCAUGUGAUUAUAUUAUUGUUAUUUAUAAAUGUUUUAUUGUAAAUUAUUUUAU